UACACACAGUGCCGCUGCUCGCACACUGUCCGGCCACUUGGAAAUUUCCCUCAACGCGGAGGAUAUUUUGCUGCCGAGGAGCGGGACUGUCGGCUAAUGUGCAUCUUCUCCGGGCUGACUCGCCUGAAAUGCCCCAGUAGAGGAGCUGAAGCUGUGAAGAUCAGCAGACAUCCAAGGCCGCAUUUCACUCAGCAUUCAGGUGUAGCUGCAGCCCCCGCCCACACCGCCUGCCAAGAUGGUGGUGUUGUCGCUGAAAAUCUGCAUUCGCCAGUGCAAUGUUGUGAAGACCAUGCAGUUCGAGCCCUCCACGGCAGUCUAUGAUGCCUGUAGGAUAAUCAGAGAGAGGGUCCCUGAGGCUCAGACCGGACAGGCUUCAGACUAUGGUCUGUUUCUGUCAGAUGAAGACCCCAGGAAAGGCAUCUGGCUGGAGUCUGGAAGGACACUGGACUACUACAUGCUCCGCAAUGGGGACAUCAAGGAAGUUUUAAAAAAGAAGAGAGGCCAGAAAAUAAUGUUGGAUGGAGGCUGUUAAACCAUCAUGGUGGAGCCAAAAGCAGUGGGAGAGCUGCUUGUGACUAUAUGCAAGUAGAAUGGAAUACUCUGCUUGAUCCGGAAGCAGUGAGGAAAAAGAAGGAGGGAUGGGUGGGGCACGUUGAAGAAAGACAGACGCUGCUGCGAGACCGAGAGAAAAAUGAAGCUGAAAGCCAACGUAACCGACGAUGAUUUGAACUGGCUGGACCACAGCAGAACGUUCAGAGAGCAGGGGGUGGACGAGAACGAGACUCUUCUGCUCAGGCGCAAGUUCUUCUACUCCGACCAGAACGUGGACUCCCGAGACCCUGUCCAGCUCAAUCUGCUUUACGUACAGGCUCGAGAUGACAUCCUAAACGGUUCUCACCCCGUAUCUUUUGACAAGGCCUGCGAGUUCGGAGGCAUCCAGGCCCAGAUCCAGUUUGGACCUUACAUAGAGCAUAAACACAAACCUGGAUUCUUAGACCUGAAGGAGUUUCUACCCAAAGAAUACAUAAAGCAGAGAGGAGCUGAGAAGAAAAUAUUCCAGGAUCACAAAAACUGUGGAGAGAUGACAGAGAUUGAAGCAAAAGUGAAAUACGUCAAACUGGCACGGUCUCUGCGGACAUAUGGCGUCUCCUUCUUCCUGGUCAAGGAAAAGAUGAAGAGUAAGAACAAGUUGGUGCCACGGCUCCUGGGAAUCACCAAAGAGUCUGUGAUGAGAGUGGACGAGAGGACCAAAGAUGUGGUUCAGGAGUGGCCACUUACCACUGUGAAGAGGUGGGCAGCAUCACCCAAGAGCUUCACCCUGGACUUUGGGGAGUACCAGGAGAGCUACUACUCGGUGCAGACCACUGAAGGGGAACAGAUCUCUCAGCUCAUUGCUGGUUACAUCGACAUUAUCCUCAAAAAGAAGCAAAGCAAAGACCGUUUUGGACUAGAAGGUGAUGAGGAGUCCACCAUGCUUGAGGAAUCCGUAUCCCCGAAAAAGUCCACCAUCCUUCAGCAGCAGUUUAAUCGUGUAGGCCGGGUGGAGCAUGGCUCAGUGGCGCUGCCUGGGGUGAUCCGCUCCGGCUCCAUUGGCACCGAGUCGCUCAGCAUGGGCACCAUGCCAUCUGCUCAACAGCAGAUCACAAUGGGUCAGAUGCACCGUGGACACAUGCCACCACUGAGUUCAGCCCAGCAGGCUCUGAUGGGAACCAUCAACACCAGUAUGCAAGCAGUGCAGAAGGCCCAGAUUGAUCUAGGGGAGGUCGACAACCUGCCACCACUGGGACAGGACAUGGCAUCCAAGGUGUGGAUCCAGAACAAGAUGGACGAGUCAAAACACGAGAUCCACUCCCAGGUCGACGCCAUCACUGCAGGAACAGCCUCUGUUGUCAACCUCACAGCUGGCGAUCCAACUGACACAGACUACACCGCAGUGGGUUGCGCCAUCACCACCAUCUCCUCCAACCUGACAGAAAUGUCAAAGGGUGUGAAGCUGUUGGCUGCGCUGAUGGAGGAUGAUGUUGGCGGAGGUAAUGAUCUGAUGAGGGCUGCCCGGACACUAGCCGGGGCCGUGUCUGACCUGCUGAAGGCCGUGGAGCCGGCUUCUGGAGAGCCCCGACAGACUGUGCUGACAGCAGCAGGCAGCAUCGGCCAGGCCAGUGGAGACCUUCUGCGCCAGAUUGGAGAGAGCGAGACAGACGAGAGGUUCCAGGAUAUCCUGAUGAAUUUGGCUAAAGCAGUGGCCAAUGCUGCCGCCAUGUUGGUGCUGAAGGCCAAGAAUGUGGCCCAGGUUGCAGAGGACCCCGUGCUUCAGAACCGAGUCAUUGCUGCUGCCACCCAGUGUGCCCUGUCCACCUCCCAGUUGGUAGCAUGUGCCAAGGUGGUAAGUCCCACCAUCAGUUCACCGGUUUGCCAGGAGCAGUUAAUUGAAGCCGGGAAGCUGGUGGACCGCUCGGUGGAAAGCUGCGUCCAGGCUUGCCUCUCAGCCACAGAAGAUGGCGAGCUCCUCAAACAGGUGAGUGCAGCCGCCAGCGUGGUGAGUCAGGCUCUGGGAGAUCUCCUGCAACAUGUUCGUCAGUACACCUCAAGGGGAGAGCCUAUCGGGCGCUAUGACCAGGCUACAGACACCAUUAUGACUGUCACUGAGAGUAUCUUCAGCUCGAUGGGAGACGCAGGAGAGAUGGUUCGUCAGGCUCGGGUGUUGGCUCAGGCCACCUCAGACCUGGUGAAUGCCAUGAGGUCGGAUGCAGAGGCAGAGGUGGACGUUGACAAUUCUAAGAAGUUGCUGGCAGCUGCUAAAUUGCUGGCCGACGCCACCGCGAGGAUGGUAGAGGCAGCGAAGAGGACCAGCAGCAAAGACUGAGGGAGGCUGCGGAGGGCCUGCGUGUCGCCACCAACGCUGCUGCUCAGAAUGCUAUUAAGAAGAAACUGAUUAACAGACUGGAGAAUGCUGCCAAGCAGGCUGCCGCUGCAGCCACGCAGACCAUCGCUGCUGCUCAAAAUGCUGCUGCCUCCAACAAGAACACUGCUGCUCACCAGCAGCUGGUGCAGAGCUGUAAGGCAGUGGCAGACCACAUCCCACAACUCGUCCAGGGGGUGCGUGGCAGCCAAGCCAAACCAGAGGACCUUAGUGCUCAACUAGCACUUAUCAUUGCCAGCCAGAACUUCCUACAGCCUGGUAGUAAGAUGGUGACCUCGGCCAAGUCAUCUGUUCCCACGGUGACAGAUCAGGCUGCAGCCAUGCAACUGGGUCAGUGUGCCAAGAACCUGGCCACAUGCCUGGCUGAGCUGAGGACGUCUGCACAGAAGGCUCAUGAAGCCUGCGGCCCCAUGGAGAUUGACUCUGCGCUGACUGCCAUUCAGACCCUGAGAAGUGAGCUGCAAGAUGCCAAGCUGGCUGCUGUUAAUGCCCAGCUGAAACCACUACCCGGGGAAUCGUUGGAGAAGUGUGCUCAGGAUCUGGGCAGCACCUCUAAGUCAGUGGGAUCCUCCAUGGCUCAGCUGCUCACGUGCGCUGCUCAAGGAAAUGAACACUACACAGGAAUAGCAGCCAGGGAGACGGCUCAGGCCCUCAAAACACUGGCACAAGCGGCCCGCGGUGUCGCUGCCUCCACUACGGACCCCAAGGCUGCUGCUGCCAUGCUGGACUCAGCUCGUGAUGUUAUGGAGGGCUCAGCACUUCUCAUUCAUGAGGCCAAGCAGGCAUUGAUUUCCCCCGGAGACGCUGAGAGUCAGCAGAGGCUGGCGCAGGUGGCCAAGGCUGUGUCUCACUCCCUGAAUAACUGCGUCAACUGUCUGCCAGGCCAGAAGGAUGUGGACAUGGCUCUCAAGUGCAUUGGGGAGGCCAGCAAGAAGCUGCUGAUUGAAACUAUCCCACCAGCCUCCAAGUCCUUUCAGGAGGCCCAGAGCGAGCUGAACCAAACAGCAGCAGACCUGAACCAGUCAGCGGGCGAGGUGGUCCAUGCUUCCAGAGGCUCCAGCAGCCAGCUGGCGGUGGCCUCCGGAAAGUUCAGCCAAGAUUUUGAUGAGUUCCUGGAUGCUGGUAUCGAGAUGGCUGGCCACACUCAGAAAAAGGAUGACCAGGUGCAGGUGAUUGGGAACCUGAAGAACAUCUCCAUGGCUUCUAGCAAACUGCUGCUUGCAGCUAAGAGUCUGUCUGUAGACCCCGCAGCAGCAAAUGCCAAGAACCUGCUGGCUGCUGCUGCAAGAGCAGUGACUGACAGCAUCAACCAGCUGAUCACACUGUGUACACAGCAGGCUCCUGGCCAGAAGGAGUGUGACAAUGCCCUGAGAGAGCUGGAGGCUGUCAGAGGAAUGCUGGACAAUCCCAACGAGCCAGUCAGUGACCUCUCCUACUUUGACUGCAUCGAGCUGAUUUCCAUCCUGGGAGAGUCUAUGGCAGGUAUUUCUCAGAACUGCAAAACUGGGGAUGUAACCGUAUUUGGAGACUGCGUAGGAUCAGCCUCAAAAGCCUUGUGUGGCCUCACGGAAGCUGCAGGACAGUCCUCCUACCUGGUGGGUGUGUCUGAUCCCAACAGUCAGGCGGGGCACCAGGGGUUGGUGGAUCCUAUUCAGUUUGCCAAAGCCAACCAGGCAAUCCAGAUGGCCUGUCAGAAUCUUGUAGACCCAGACAGUAGUCCCUCCCAGGUGCUCUCUGCAGCCACCAUUGUUGCUAAGCACACCUCGGCACUGUGCAACGCCUGCCGUCUGGCCUCCUCCAAGACAACGAACCCAGUUGCCAAGAGGCACUUUGUCCAGUCUGCCAAGGAGGUGGCCAACAGCACCGCCAACUUGGUCAAAACCAUCAAGGCUUUAGAUGGAGACUUCUCGGAGGAGAACAGGAACAAGUGUCGGGUCGCCACAGCUCCCCUAAUCGAGGCUGUGGAAAACCUGACAACGUUUGCUUCCAACCCAGAGUUUGCCAGCAUCCCAGCUCAAAUCAGCCACGAGGGCUCUGCGGCACAGGAGCCCAUCCUCCACUCGGCACGCUCCAUGCUUGACAGCUCCACCCACCUUCUCAAGACUGCACGCUCAUUGGUUAUUAACCCCAAAGACCCGCCCACCUGGUCUGUUCUGGCUGGUCACUCCCGCACAGUGUCCGACUCCAUCAAGAGUCUCAUCACAGCCAUCCGGGACAAGGCCCCCGGCCAGAGGGAGUGCGACUCUUCAAUUGAUAACAUCAACAAAUGUAUCCGGGACAUUGAGCAGGCCUCUCUGGCAGCAGUCAGCCAGAACUUACCCAGCAGGGACGACAUCUCACUGGAGGCACUACAAGAGCAGCUGACGUCCACUGUGCAGGAAAUUGGCCACUUAAUUGACCCCGUUUCCACCGCUGCCAGAGGCGAAGCUUCCCAACUAGGACACAAGGUGACCCAGUUGGCUCGUUACUUUGAGCCGCUGAUCAUGGCCUCUGUGGGUGUGGCAUCCAAGCUGAAGGACCACCAGCAGCAGAUGACUUUCUUGGACCAAACUAAGACUCUGGCUGAGUCUGCGCUGCAGAUGCUCUACGCUGCCAAGGAGGGUGGAGGAAACCCAAAGGCGUCCCAUACCCAUGAUGCCAUAGCAGAGGCAGCCCAGCUCAUGAAGGAGGCGGUUGACGAUAUCAUGGUGACCCUGAAUGAAGCUGCCAGUGAAGUGGGGAUGGUGGGAGGAAUGGUGGACUCCAUCGCAGAGGCCAUGGCCAAGCUGGAUGAAGGUACACCUCCUGAACCUGAGGGCUCAUUUGUGGAUUACCAGACCAGUAUGGUGAAACACUCUAAGGCCAUUGCUGUCACUGCUCAAGAAAUGAUGACCAAAUCGGUGACAUGUCCAGACGACCUGGGAGCUCUGGCUUCUCAGGUGACUGUGGACUACAGCCAGCUGGCCGUUCAGGGACGACUGGCUGCUCACACGGCUGAGCCAGAGGAGAUUGGUUUCCAGAUCAAGACUCGAGUGCAGGAGCUGGGACAUGGCUGCAUCUUCCUCGUCCAGAAAGCUGGAGCUCUGCAGAUCACUCCCUCUGAUGGUUUCACCAAACGGGAGCUCAUUGAUUGUGCCCGUGCGGUCACAGAGAAGGUGUCCUUAGUGCUCUCAGCACUCCAGGCAGGCAACAAGGGUACUCAGGCCUGCAUCACAGCAGCCAGCGCAGUGUCUGGCAUCAUCGCUGAUCUGGACACCACCAUCAUGUUCGCCUCCGCCGGUACACUCAACGCAGAAAAUGACGAGUCCUUUGCUGACCACAGGGAAAACAUUUUGAAGACGGCCAAAGCUCUGGUCGAGGACACAAAGAUGCUGGUGUCCGGUGCAGCUUCCGGUCAGGACAAGUUGGCUCAGGCCGCCCAGUCUUCGGCCAAAACCAUUACCCAGCUCACAGAUGUGGUCAAACUGGGAGCUGCCAGUAUUGGCUCUGAUGACCCUGAGACACAGGUGGUUCUGAUAAAUGCUGUCAAAGAUGUGGCCAAGGCGCUGGCUGAGCUCAUUAGUGCCACAAAGUGUGCUGCUGGCAAGGCAGCUGAUGAUCCAUCUAUGUACCAGCUAAAGAGCGCUGCCAAGGUGAUGGUGACCAACGUGACGUCCCUGCUAAAGACAGUCAAAGCCGUAGAGGAUGAGGCCACUCGGGGCACCAGAGCGCUGGAGGCCACAAUUGAGUGUAUCAAACAGGAAAUGUCGCUGUUUCAAUCCAGGGAUGCUCCCAACAAGACAACCACACCUGAGGAGUUCAUUCGCAUGACUAAGGGCAUCACCAUGGCAACUGCUAAAGCAGUGGCUGCAGGGAACUCUGCCCGGCAGGAGGACAUUAUCCAUACAGCCAACCUCAGCCGCAAGGCUAUUUCAGACAUGCUCACCACCUGCAAGCAAGCAGCCUACCAUCAAGAGGUCAGUGAAGAGGUGAAGAACAGAGCGCUGAUGUUCGGAUCAGAGUGUACAACUGGAUAUAUCGAUCUACUGGAACAAGUACUAUUGGUCCUGCAGAAGCCCACUGGAGAGCAGAAGCAGCAGCUGGCAGCUUGCUCCAAACGAGUGGCAGGAGCUGUCACAGAGCUCAUCCAGACCGCAGAGGCCAUGAAAGGUUCAGAGUGGGUGGACCCUGAGGAUCCAACAGUGAUUGCAGAAACGGAGCUGCUUGGAGCAGCGGCGUCCAUCGAAGCGGCAGCUAAGAAGCUGGAGCAGCUCAAACCCCGAGCCAAGCCCAAGCAAGCGGACGAGACACUGAACUUUGAGGAGCAGAUCCUGGAGGCAGCCAAGUCCAUCGCUGCUGCAACCAGCGCUUUGGUCAAAUCAGCCUCGGCUGCCCAAAGAGAACUGGUGGCUCAGGGCAAAGUGGGCCUCAUCCCCGCCAAUGCUGUGGACGAUGGACAGUGGUCCCAGGGGCUCAUCUCUGCUGCACGUAUGGUGGCAGCAGCGACCAGCAACCUCUGUGAGGCAGCCAACGCCUCUGUACAAGGCCACGCAAGUGAGGAGAAGCUCAUCUCUUCAGCCAAACAGGUGGCGGCCUCCACUGCCCAGCUGCUGGUAGCCUGUAAGGUGAAGGCUGACCAAGACUCUGAGGCCAUGAGGAGACUGCAGAUUGCUGGGAAUGCAGUAAAGAAGGCAUCAGACAACUUGGUGCGGGCGGCUCAGAAGGCAGCGUUUGACAAAGCAGAUGAUCAUAAUGUGGUGGUCAAGACAAAGUUUGUGGGUGGAAUAGCACAGAUCAUUGCAGCCCAGGAGGAGAUGCUGAGAAAGGAGCGAGAGCUGGAGGAAGCCAGGAAAAAACUGGCUCAGAUCAGACAGCAACAGUACAAGUUCCUGCCCAGCGAACUACGAGAGGACAACAACUAAUAAUUCAAACUCGCCAUCACUGCUGCAUACGCUUGAAACAGUGUGAAGAGCACAUCUGUGUUUGUGUGUGAGUUUGUGUGUGAAUUUCUGUCCUUUUUUAAAUGGCACACUUGAACAGGUAUGUGGUCUACAUGGACUUCAGAUAUGUAGUGACUGAUUUAACAAACCAGUAAGUAAAAGUCUGCAGUCCAUGUGACAUUGAAAGAUACUAAAGUCAACUACUAGCAAGUUUGAAAUACUACUGUGUGGAAUACUACUUCCUGAAAACAACAAAGAUUGUGGUGAAUCGACUGAAGAACUGCUUUUUGUCCUCAUGUAUAACAUAACUACUUUGACCAGAAUGUGACGUGCCUGGGACAAAUGGCACAGCUCAUAUGCUCUAAUGUUUGCCCAUAAGCUACAGUUUCUUUUUCCUUUUUUUUGUUUUACAAACUCAUGUUAUAUACAACUCUAGUUCAGACACUUCAUUGAAGAAUUGAUUGUAUUGCUGUUCAUGUGAUCCAGCCAUUUAACUGCAGCGUCGCAAAAAGAUUUCAGCUCAGAACUCUGAUAUUUGUACAAAUGUUGGCCUUAAUUCUACAAUUUGACACGUUUUUAAUAUCUGUUCAAAUUAUCUGGCAUGUCUUUAAUUCAGUGACCACCUUUAUAUGAAGGAAGGUAGGGUUUUUGCAUAUUGGUGUUUCUCGGACCAUUCUGUAAAGUUAAAUAAUGGACAGUUGUUUUUGGGAAUGUUCCCUUAAAGUAGACAGCGAUAUAAGCGUCUUUGCUUUCUUUCUUUUCUUUUUUUUUAAUGCUGAUGUUAAUGGGCUCUACGUGUCUUUUAAAGAUGCAACAAAUUAUACAUGUUUGUCUAAGCCCUUGAAUAUAGGUGUCAUUGUAUGCAUCCGCUAUGACUCAAGUAGAAAUGUUUUUCAUUAUGUUACCAUGUGAAUGCUUCUCUACACGGGACGACACAUUACCAUAGAGGGAAUAUUUAUUACUCACAAGUAUUUUUAGCAUAAAGACGUCUUUUGCGUGGCAGAAAUAGUCUUUACCACCGCUUAGCAGAGCCUGUGGUGGCUUUCAAUCAGACAUCCUCCCCAAUCCUUCAGACAUAUUUUUAUUCCUUAUCGUUUCAAGUAUUGAGACAUACGUACAGUAUAAGAUAAUUUGAUCAUGAUGCAAUAACAUUGAUGGUGCUUCAGGGGGCAGCAUUGGUUUCCCUUACACCGUGCAAACUUGUAUAGGAGAUGAUAUUGUAUACAAUAUGUGGUUAGAAUAAUUAGGCAGGUUGAUUGACUACAACAUCUUGCAUACCUUGAAACACCUCAGACCUCUUGAAUCCGUGCAGCACACCUUCUGUGCUUUGUGUGAUGGUUACUACUCUCUGCAGAUUUACUUUUGCCCUUUCAGUGUUAGAGACUGAUUAUAGUAAUUUUUCCAGCAUUACUCAAUCACUGCCAGGGACUUGAUUUGAGUCAGUUCACGUCCAAUUCUGUAAAUUAAGGAAGCAACAAAGUUCACAUUCUUGAAACAACUUAGCAAUAAGCUAAUUCUAACAAAUAAAACACAACAAGUACUGAUGUUAAAAUAAGUGAAUUGAAAGUGAAGUGACUGCAACGUAACUGCAGUUAAUGUAUUUUCUUCAUCAGUCUC
Molecule: messenger RNA, 9435 nt
Organism: Morone saxatilis (striped sea-bass)
Lineage: Eukaryota; Metazoa; Chordata; Actinopteri; Moronidae
Gene: tln2a
Product: talin 2a
Biological process (GO): cell-cell adhesion
Cellular component (GO): plasma membrane; ruffle; cytoskeleton
Molecular function (GO): actin filament binding; integrin binding; structural constituent of cytoskeleton
Source: RefSeq, a predicted model, not a curated record